AUGUAUUCUUUCUUUUCUCCUUCAAAAUUCCUUCGUUUUUUUUCUACUUUCUUCAAAAUACACAUUCGUUCUUUCCACCUUCACAAUAUCUUCGUUCAUUUUCCUUCCUUCUUCAAAAUACGAAUUCUUUCUUUUCUCCUUCAAAAUUCCUUCGUUGUUUUUCUUCAUUCUUCAAAAUUACUUCAUUCAUUUUCUUCUUCUCCAAAAUAUGCAUUCUUUCUUUCCUCCUUCAAAAUAUGUUCGUUGUUUUUCUUCCUUCUCCAAAAUUCCUUCGUUCAUUUUCUUCUUCUCCAAAAUAUGCAUUCUUUCUUUCCUCCUUCAAAAUAUGUUCGUUGUUUUUCAUCCUUCUCCAAAAUUACUUCAUUCAUUUUCUUCUUCUCCAAAAUAUGCAUUCUUUCUUUCCUCCUUCAAAAUAUGUUCGUUGUUUUUUUUUUCUUCCUUCUCAAAAAUUCCUUCUGUUCAUUUUCGUUGUUUUUCUUUCCAAAAUAUGCAUUCUUUCUUUCCUCCUUCAAAAUAUGUUCGUUGUUUUUCUUCCUUCUCCAAAAUUACUUCAUUCAUUUUCUUCUUCUCCAAAAUAUGCAUUCUUUCUUUCCUCCUUCAAAAUAUGUUCGUUGUUUUUCAUCCUUCUCCAAAAUUACUUCAUUCAUUUUCUUCUUCUCCAAAAUAUGCAUUCUUUCUUUCCUCCUUCAAAAUAUGUUCGUUGUUUUUCUUCCUUCUCCAAAAUUACUUCAUUCAUUUUCUUCUUCUCCAAAAUAUGCAUUCUUUCUUUCCUCCUCCAAAAAUAUGUUCGUUGUUUUUUUCCUUCUCCAAAAUUCCUUCGUUCAUUUUCUUCUUCUCCAAAAUAUGCAUUCUUUCUUUCCUCCUUCAAAAAUAUGUUCGUUGUUUUUUCUUCCUUCUCCAAAAUUACUUCAUUCAUUUUCUUCUUCUCCAAAAUAUGCAUUCUUUCUUUCCUCCUUCAAAAUAUGUUCGUUGUUUUUUCUUCCUUCUCCAAAAUUACUUCAUUCAUUUUCUUCUUCUCCAAAAUAUGCAUUCUUUUUCUUUCCUCCUUCAAAAUAUGUUCGUUGUUUUUCUUCCUUCUCCAAAAUUCCUUCAUUCAUUUUCUUCUUCUCCAAAAUAUGCAUUCUUUCUUUCCUCCUUCAAAAUAUGUUCGUUGUUUUUCUUCCUUCUCCAAAAUUACUUCAUUCAUUUUCUUCUUCUCCAAAAUAUGCAUUCUUUCUUUCCUCCUUCAAAAUAUGUUCGUUGUUUUUCUUCCUUCUCCAAAAUUCCUUCAUUCAUUUUCUUCUUCUCCAAAAUAUGCAUUCUUUCUUUCCUCCUUCAAAAAAUAUGUUCGUUGUUUUUCUUCCUUCUCCAAAAUUCCUUCAUUCAUUUCUUCUUCUCCAAAAUAUGCAUUCUUUCUUUCCUCCUUCAAAAUAUGUUCGUUGUUUUCAUCCUUUCAAAAUUACUUCAUUCAUUUUCUUCUUCUCCAAAAAUUCUUUCUUUCCUCCUUCAAAAUAUGUUCGUUGUUUUUCUUCCUUUCCAUUUUCAUUUCUUCUUCUCCAAAAUAUGCAUUCUUUCUUUCCUCCUUCAAAAUAUGUUCGUUGUUUUCAUCCUUCUCCAAAAUUACUUCAUUCAUUUUCUUCUUCUCCAAAAUAUGCAUUCUUUCUUUCCUCCUUCAAAAUAUGUUCGUUGUUUUCUUCCUUCUCCAAAAUUCCUUCAUUCAUUUUCUUCUUCUCCAAAAUAUGCAUUCUUUCUUUUCCUCCUUCAAAAUAUGUUCGUUCUCCAAAAUUUUUUCCUUUUCCUUCUCCAAAAUUCCUUCGUUCGUUGUUUUUCUUCUUCUCCAAAAUAUCAUUCAUUCUUUCUUUCCUCCUUCAAAAUAUGUUCGUUGUUUUUUCUUCCUUCUCCAAAAUUACUUCAUUCAUUUUCUUCUUCUCCAAAAUAUGCAUUCUUUCUUCCUCCUCCUUCAAAAUAUGUUCGUUGCAUUUUUUCAUUUUCCUUCUUCAAAAAUAUGUUCGUUGUUUUUGUUUUCCUUCUCCAAAAUUCCUUCAUUCAUUUUCUUCUUCUCCAAAAUAUGCAUUCUUUCUUUCCUCCUUCAAAAAUAUGUUCGUUCUCCAAAAUUUUUUCUUCCUUCUCCAAAAUUACUUCAUUCAUUUUCGUUGUUUUCUUCUCCAAAAAAUAUUCAUUCUUUCUUUCCUCCUUCAAAAUAUGUUCGUUGUUUUUCUUCCUUCUCCAAAAUUCCUUCAUUUUUUUUCUUCUUCUCCAAAAUAUGCAUUCUUUCUUUCCUCCUUCAAAAUAUGUUCGUUGUUUUUUCAUCCUUCUCCAAAAUUCCUUCAUUCAUUUUCUUCUUCUCCAAAAUAUGCAUUCUUUCUUUCCUCCUUCAAAAAUAUGUUUUCGUUGUUUUUCUUCCUUCUCAAAAAUUCCUUCAUUCAUUUUCUUCUUCUCCAAAAUAUGCAUUCUUUCUUUCCUCCUUCAAAAUAUGUUCGUUGUUUUUCUUCCUUCUCCAAAAUUCCUUCGUUCAUUUUCUUCUUCUCCAAAAUAUGCAUUCUUUCUUUCCUCCUUCAAAAUAUGUUCGUUGUUUUUCAUCCUUCUCAAAAUCCCUUCAUUCAUUUUUUCUUCUCCAAAAUAUGCAUUCUUUCUUUCCUCCUUCAAAAUAUGUUCGUUGUUUUUUCUUCCUUCUCCAAAAUUCCUUCAUUCAUUUUUUCUUCUUCUCCAAAAUAUGCAUUUUUUUCUUUCCUCCUUCAAAAAUAUGUUCGUUGUUUUUCUUCCUUCUCCAAAAUUCCUUCGUUCAUUUUCUUCUUCUCCAAAAUAUGCAUUCUUUCUUUCCUCCUUCAAAAUAUGUUCGUUGUUUUUCUUCCUUCUCCAAAAUUACUUCAUUCAUUUUUUCUUCUCCAAAAUAUGCAUUCUUUCUUUCCUCCUUCAAAAUAUGUUCGUUGUUUUUCUUCCUUCUCCAAAAUUCCUUCAUUCAUUUUUCUUCUUCUCCAAAAUAUGCAUUCUUUCUUUCCUCCUUCAAAAAUAUGUUUCGUUGUUUUUCUUCCUUCUCCAAAAUUCCUUCAUUCAUUUUCUUCUUCUCCAAAAUAUGCAUUCUUUCUUUCCUCCUUCAAAAUAUGUUCGUUGUUUUCUUCCUUCUCCAAAAUUCCUUCGUUCAUUUUUCUUCUUCUCCAAAAUAUGCAUUCUUUCUUUCCUCCUUCAAAAAUAUGUUCGUUUUUUUCUUCCUUCUCCAAAAUUCCUUCAUUCAUUUUUUCUUCUUCUCCAAAAUAUGCAUUCUUUCUUUCCUCCUUCAAAAUAUGUUCGUUGUUUUUCUUCCUUCUCCAAAAUUCCUUCAUUCAUUUUCUUCUUCUCCAAAAUAUUCAUUCUUUCCUUUUUUUCCUCCUUCAAAAUAUCCAUUCUUUUUCUUCUUCUUGUUUUUUCUUCCUUCUCCAAAAUUCCUUCGUUCAUUUUCUUCUUCUCCAAAAUAUGCAUUCUUUCUUUUCCUUCUUAAAAAAUAUGUUCGUUGUUUUUCAUCCUUCUCCAAAAUUACUUCAUUCAUUUUCUUCUUCUCCAAAAUAUGCAUUCUUUCUUUCUUUCCUCCUUCAAAAAAUAUGUUCGUUGUUUUUUCUUCCUUCUCCAAAAUUCUUCUUCUUCAUUCAUUUUCUUCUUCUCCAAAAUAUGCAUUCUUUCUUUCCUCCUCAAAAAAUAUGUUCGUUGUUUUUCUUCCUUCUCCAAAAAUUCCUUCUUUCAUUUCUUCUUCUCCAAAAUAUGCAUUCUUUUCUUUCCUCCUUCAAAAUAUGUUCGUUGUUUUUCAUCCUUCUCCAAAAUUACUUCAUUCAUUUUCUUCUUCUCCAAAAUAUGCAUUCUUUCUUUCCUCCUUCAAAAUAUGUUCGUUGUUUUUCUUCCUUCUCCAAAAUUACUUCAUUCAUUUUUUCUUCUUCUCCAAAAUAUGCAUUCUUUCUUUCCUCCUUCAAAAUAUGUUCGUUGUUUUUCUUCCUUCUCCAAAAUUACUUCAUUCAUUUUCUUCUUCUCCAAAAUAUGCAUUCUUUUCUUUCCUCCUUCAAAAUAUGUUCGUUGUUUUUUUCUUCCUUCUCCAAAAUUCCUUCAUUUCAUUUCUUCUUCUCCAAAAUAUGCAUUCUUUCUUUCCUCCUUCAAAAUAUGUUCGUUGUUUUUCUUCCUUCUCCAAAAUUCCUUCGUUCAUUUUCUUCUUCUCCAAAAUAUGCAUUCUUUCUUCUUCAAAAUAUGCAUUGUUUUUCUUCCUUCUCCAAAAAAAUAUCUUUCCGUCUUCAAAUAUGUUCGUUUUUCUUCCUUCUCCAAAAUUCCUUCGUUCAUUUUUUCUUCUUCCAAAAUAUGCAUUCUUUUCAUUUUUUCCUCCUUUUCAAAAUAUGUUCGUUGUUUUUCUUCCUUCUCCAAAAUUACUUCAUUCAUUUUCUUCUUCUCCAAAAUAUGCAUUCUUUCUUUCCUCCUUCAAAAUAUGUUCGUUGUUUUUCUUCCUUCUCCAAAAUUACUUCAUUCAUUUUCUUCUUCUCAAAAUAUGCAUUCUUUCUUUCCUCCUUCAAAAUAUGUUCGUUGUUUUUUCUUCCUUCCCAAAAUUCUUCAUUCAUUUUCUUCUUCUCCAAAAUAUCAUUCUUUUCUCCUUCAAAAUAUGUUCGUUGUUUUCUUCCUUCUCCUUCGUUCAUUUCUUCUUCUCCAAAAUAUGCAUUCUUUCUUUCCUCCUUCAAAAAUAUGUUCGUUGUUUUCUUCCUUCUCAAAAUUACUUCAUUCAUUUUCUUCUUCUCCAAAAUAUGCAUUCUUUCUUUCCUCCUUCAAAAUAUGUUCGUUGUUUUUCUUCCUUCUCCAAAAUUACUUCAUUCAUUUUCUUCUUCUCCAAAAUAUGCAUUCUUUCUUUCCUCCUUCAAAAUAUGUUCGUUGUUUUUUCUUCCUUCUCCAAAAUUACUUCGUUCAUUUUCUUCUUCUCCAAAAUAUGCAUUCUUUCUUUCCUUCUUCAAAAUAUGUUCGUUGUUUUUCUUCCUUCUCCAAAAUUCCUUCAUUCAUUUUUUCUUCUCCAAAAUAUGCAUUCUUUCUUUCCUCCUUCAAAAUAUGUUCAUUUCUUUUUGUUUUUUCAUUCAUUUUCUUCUUCAAAAUUAUUCUUUCUUUUCAUUCAUUUUCUUUUUCUUCCUUCUCCAAAAUAUGCAUUCUUUUCUUUCCUCCUUCAAAAUAUGUUCGUUGUUUUUCUUCCUUUUUCUUCCUUCUUCAAAAUAA
This is a messenger RNA of Acanthosepion pharaonis, 5184 nucleotides long. The record is from the annotation of a GenBank genome assembly. Lineage: Eukaryota; Metazoa; Mollusca; Cephalopoda; Sepiida; Sepiidae.